CCGCGCCGCGGACUCGCCAGAACGCACUAGUCCUUCGUCGAGGUAGGACGUGCUCUCACUGUCUGAGCCGAACCGAACCGGGCCGAGCUGAGCCGAGGUCAGCCGUGGUGGUCAGUGGACCCCAGCAUCUCGGGCAUCUUUCGCUCCGUGCGCGCAUCGCGUACCUACACCGCAACUCCGUGCCUUGCUCCCGGGUACCCCCUGUGAAUCGCUCCUGCAGCAAAGCCGCCAUGCCUAUCACUCGGAUGCGAAUGAGACCCUGGCUAGAGAUGCAGAUUAAUUCCAACCAAAUUCCAGGGCUGAUCUGGAUUAAUAAAGAAGAGAUGAUCUUCCAGAUCCCAUGGAAGCAUGCUGCCAAACACGGCUGGGACAUCAACAAGGAUGCCUGUCUGUUCCGGAGCUGGGCCAUUCACACAGGCCGAUACAAAGCAGGGGAAAAAGAGCCAGAUCCCAAGACAUGGAAGGCAAACUUCCGUUGUGCCAUGAACUCCCUACCGGACAUUGAGGAAGUGAAGGACCAGAGCAAGAACAAGGGCAGCUCUGCUGUACGGGUGUACCGGAUGCUGCCACCCCUCACGAAGAACCAGAGGAAAGAGAGAAAGUCCAAGUCCAGCCGAGACACUAAGAGCAAAGCCAAGAGGAAGCUGUGUGUAGGUGCUAGCCCUGACACCUCUGAUGGACUCAGCAGCUCUACUCUACCUGAUGACCACAGCAGCUACACCACUCAGGGCUACCUGGGUCAGGACUUGGACCUAGAAAGGGACAUUACUCCAGCGCUGUCACCGUGUGUCAUCAGCAGUAGUCUCUCCGAGUGGCAUAUGCAGAUGGACAUCGCACCAGACAGUACCACUGAUCUGUAUAAUCUACAGGUGUCACCCAUGCCUUCCACCUCCGAAGCUGCAACCGACGAGGAUGAGGAAGGGAAGUUACCCGACGACAUCAUGAAGCUCUUUGAACAGUCUGAGUGGCAGCCGACACAUGUGGAUGGCAAGGGAUACUUGCUCAAUGAACCAGGAGCCCAGUUCUCUUCUGUCUGUGGAGACUUCAGCUGCAAAGAGGAACCAGAAGUUGACAGCCCUAGAGGGGACAUUGGUAUAGGCAUACAACAUGUCUUCACGGAGAUGAAGAGUAUGGACUCCAUCUUAUGGAUGGACAACCUGCUGAGCAACUCUAUGAGGCCGACGUCCUCCAUUCAGGCCAUUCCUUGUGCACCAUAGUUUGGGUCUCUGACCCGUUUUUGCCCUCCUGAGUGAACUAGGCCUGGCAUCAUGGUGGCUGUGAUAGAAAAAAAGCUAGAUUUCUGUGGGCCCCUUGACAUGGCAAAACAUAAUCCCACUGCCAAGCAGGGAAGGGACCAUCCUCCUUGGGUCAGUAGACUCUCAGGGCUUUGGAGGCAGGGUCUGAAUUUUCUUGUGAAGUGAAGCUGGCCCUGACUCCUAGGAAGAGGGAUUGGGGUUCUGAGGUUAGUGUGAGGCAGAGGAAAGCUGUGUUGCUUAGAGAGGGUCUUAAUCACUGGGAUGGCCCUGAGGGGAAUAGACGGGUGCCCACAGAAGAGCACAGGACUGGCCCUAAAGCUGGCUCUGCACUGGGAGACAAUUGCACUAACUGAGUCCUAUUCCCAAAGAGUUGCUGCCCUUCCCAACCGAGCCCUGGGAUGGUUUCCAAGCCAGUGAAAUGUGAAGGAAAAAAAAAAUGGGAUCCUGUGAGGGUGGGUUCCCUUAGCCUCAGAGGGAUUCUGCCUCACUACCUGCUACAGCUGUGGGGCUCAGGAAAAAAAAUGGCACUUUCUCUGUGGACUUUGACACAUUUCUGAUCAGAGAUGUACACUAACAUUUCUCCCCAAGUCUUGGCCUUUGCAUUUAUUUAUAUAGUUCCUUGCCUGGUGUCUGCUGUCUCCUCAGGCCUUGGCAGUCCUCAGCAGGUUCAGGGAGGGGGUUGUGAGCGCCUUGGCGUGACUCUGAAUAUUGGAAACACCACCUAACAGCUAAAUUGUGUUUGAUCACAUGUGGAUCUGUGUAAAUAUGUAUAUUUGUCUUUUUAUAAAAAGUUAAGUUGUUUACAAGG
Messenger RNA from Mastomys coucha (southern multimammate mouse), 2064 nucleotides. RefSeq names its product interferon regulatory factor 1 (gene Irf1). Gene Ontology annotation, molecular function: DNA-binding transcription factor activity, RNA polymerase II-specific; RNA polymerase II cis-regulatory region sequence-specific DNA binding. Gene Ontology annotation, biological process: immune system process; regulation of transcription by RNA polymerase II. Bases 231 to 1217 code for a protein of 328 amino acids. The transcript is spliced from 10 exons. The record is from RefSeq and is a predicted model, not a curated record. NCBI's taxonomy places the organism in Eukaryota, Metazoa, Chordata, Mammalia, Rodentia, Muridae. Gene Ontology annotation, cellular component: nucleus.